CAAUCUUGAGAUCAUAUGUUAUCAGGUUAAUGGGACGUUAUUGGUUUGUGGGUUGAGGCCUUUAAACACCGCAAUCUAAAGACCUUAGUCGUUUGUUUAGGUACGAUCAUGGAAGUGCUUUACGACCCAUACAUAAUGCAAUUUAAUUCUGUCUAAGUAUUUAUAUCUUGGCUCGUGCACUGCAAGACACACUGUCAAGCAAUACUGCAGUAGCUCGCAAUAUCAAUUGUAACGCGGUGAAUCUUCUUCACAAGGCAUUGAGGACAGUCGGUGUACACACUGCUGGGAAAACCAAAGACUGGUCAAGUACUUACUAAUAAGGCUUUACCAUUGAAGCUGAUGUAACAAAUUAUCAAAUUCUGUGUCUCUAACUGGAACAGGAGAAGCGACCUUGCGUCUUAAGAAGCGUUUUGUAUCUUUCUUUGGAAUUAACACAAGAGAUCAAGUCGUGGCUAUAGACAGUGGGAUACAAGAUAUGCUGACAUACAUCUGCAUGAAGAAUUACUGAAGGGGGACAUUCACUGGUCCACAACUGAUAAUGACACAAGACAAGCAAGAGAACCUCCAGCAAAAUGAGAUGCAGGAGAAUUUUAAUGACUUCACCAGUGGUCGAUUUAUUGUUGGUCAAUCUUUCCUUGAGAUUAGUGAUCGUCAUGGCAAAGCCGCAAGUCCAACAAGACUACACCAAGUGUUUAUCUGGUGAAUCCGAUAAAAUUGGUUCUCUGUUCCCAGCAUGGUACUUUAUUCCUUGUUUGGAAUGUGUUUGCUUCAUGAAGGAUGGUGCAGAGGUUUGUCAGGCAAGACGAGUGCAAUGUCCACAAUUGAAAUGCAAAGUGUUUGAGCCUGCGUACAGUAACUGCUGUCGAGUUUGUAAAGGUUGUUUUUAUAACGGAACUAGUUACAAAGACGGUGAAAGUUGGACAGAUAAAGCUAACCCAUGCCAAAACCUUAUAUGCCGUGAAGGAAUUGUGUCAAAAUAUCUCCAGCGAUGUCCGUUUAGCCAUGCAACAAAUUCUAGUGAAUUCCAAGAGAGAGGGUCGUGUUGCCCGUCCAUAAAAUUAAACACUACCCAAGAUAUAUUUGUCACAAAUAAUUCAACUGACGAAAAUCUGGAGAACAAUAGCAAAGAGGUAGAACGUCCGUUAGCAGAUGAUCCAUGUAUACUCUGUAAACAGAAGAAUGGUUCGUUGAGUUGCCGGAAUGAAGUGUGCCCCGUAUUACCUUGCAAAUACCUACAACCGAGGGAUCCCACAAAAUGCUGUAGAGAAUGUGAUGAUAAAAACUUUUCACCCGUUUAUAUUCCUGACAAAUGGUGUCUGAUAAGUGGAAAAUCAGUGGAAGAUGGCAAAUGGCACCGAAAGAGUAACUGCGAACUUUGUCAAUGCUUAAAUGGAACUGCACUGUGUCAGAUCGAGACCUGUCCAAAGUUGAAUUGCAAACCAGAAAAUCUUGUUUUCUCCGGAAGCAGAUGCUGCCCGAAAUGUCGAGAUACUUCAGUGUGCAUGUUCAUGGGAAAGAAAUAUUCGAACGGAGACAAAUGGUUUCUGAAAGGAUGCGUGGAAUGUAAUUGCAAGAAUGGCAGGAAUUUUUGCAGAAGACAACUUUGCCAGAACCAGCCAACAAGCUGUCCCACUGGACAAACAUUAGGAUACAACGUUGGAUCAUGUUGCAAAGCUUGUGUCGAGAAGAAACAUCAUUGUGUGACAUUUGGCGACCCUCAUUAUCAAACAUUCGAUGGAAAGUUCUACUCAUUUCAAGGAACUUGCAAAUACCAUUUUGUCAAAGAAACCAACAAUACUUUCGGAAUUCAUGUUCGGAACAGCGAACGGUACACUGGAAGAUUUUCAUGGACGAAAACUGUUCUUCUAAAAUUCGGAAAAUACAGCAUUAGUCUACAGCAGAAGCUGAAAGUGAGGCUAAACGGGAAGAAAAUAAGAACGCCGUAUUUAGAGUACCCUUAUCUCGAUAUUCGUGGAGACAAGCGAUACGUGAGCGUUUAUACAAAUAUUGGUGUGACGGUUAAAUGGGAUGGUGAUAGCUAUCUUUCAGUGAGUAUUUCCAGUGCAUACAUGAAUCGAGUUAGUGGCCUAUGUGGAAACUUCAACGGCAAUUCGCACGACGAUCUGCAUUUAUCGAAUGGAUACCCUGGAAGUCCAAAAGCAUUUGCUUUAGAGUGGCUGGUUGGUAAAGACUCAAGUUGUCAUCAGAUGUACAAGGCGGCUUAUUUACCCAGGAACCGUUGUUUAGGCUUUAAACUACGGCAUGCUCACAAAACAUGCAGGAUAUUCAGAGAUCCAAAGCUGAGAAAAUGCCAUAUGAAGGUGAAUCCAGCCGUGUUCCAGCAGUCAUGUAUAUUUGAUGUGUGUGGGUGUCCAUUCAAUGCACGUUGCGAAUGUAGCGCCAUAAAGGCAUACAUGGCAGAAUGCAAACGUCGCGUCAAGGGGAAAGUUUCUUGGAAAUCUGAAGAUACGUGCAAUGCGCGGUGUGGAGGCGGAAGUAGAUUUAGUUACUGCGGGCCAGGUUGUAAGCCGACGUGCAAAACUUACCGGAAAAGAACUAAAUGCAACAAACCCUGCGUGCAAGGAUGCCACUGCAAUGCCGGUUACGUGUGGCAUCGGAACCGAUGCGUUCUUCCGAGGGAAUGUCCAAGGAAAUAACCGUAUGUAUGGAAAUUAAUAUCGAACUUCUCUGGCACGCAUAUCAUAUAUGUUUCAUGAAAUUAGUUAUUAUUACAUUUAAAACUGUAAUAUCCACACGGGUGCAUCUCUGGUUAGAUGCUUGCAACUUAAUAUCCACACGAAACACUGAAAAGAAAGAGCAGCAGCAAAUAGCAGGAUAAGGUCGGCUAAAGACGUUGUGGCAUAAUGACAGGGUCUUCCAUAUCGGGACCAAUGACUGCUUUUUGCGAUAUGAAUAAGGCAUGAAGGCAAAGAGGCAGAGCUUCGUGGUUUAGUUAAGGAGAAUAAUCCAUUUUUCAAUUGACAUUAUAUGCACGUUUAUACUGAGGUUUGAAACGAUUCAAAGUUACAAUUGUUAAUUAAUCUUAAUUAUUGAAUGUUCAAAAAACCGUAUGGUUUUAAAUCAUUAGUAACAGAAACCUCUCAAAAAACGUAGAUGGCUAAGGGCCUGUUUAUAUCUUCGCACUUGCCAGAUUGUGGGCUGAGAAGUGGGAUAUAUUUGCUCAUAUAAACCAGCCCUAGGAAACGUUUUGCCCGUUUAUAAUUGUUACGUCUUUUCAACAAACACUUAUAUAGAAAACCUUAAAAAGUUUCCACUUCCUUGCUUUUAAGAAGCAUGAAAGGACAAUGUAACUCCUUAAUUCAUCCAGUUUCUACUGAUGCUGCAGAGGCAUUACCAUUAUACCCACAAAUAUUUUAAUGUCAUCAAUUUGUUUUCAAUUGUUUUUAUGAUUUGUGUUUCAAAUAACAAUGCUGUGUUCGAGUGUUGGGGGGCAAUUGCAAGACUAGAAUAAUGUGUGUUUUUGGUUGGACAAAAUGUUUUCUGCUAAGCUAAAAGUGUACAUGAUCAUCAUAGUAGGCCAUACCUAUUCAGUCUCGUAACGGUGAAGCACGAUAUUACGCCUAUUUAAUUAUUUGCUUUACCUCUCUAUGAUUGAAUGAAUGAAGAAGGCCAUAAGAUCUACGGUUAAACUUCUAUUGAAUAUGUUGGUCACAACAGUGUGUCUUUCUAAUAGCCUCAUGAGCAUUUCCAUAGUUAAAGGCCGGAUAACACGGGAUAAUGUUUGCGGUUUUAGAAAAGCUUCUAGGUCAAAGUAUCACAAAUGUAGACAACUGCACGUCCGGCAGGAAAAGAAUCCUCGUUUUGGGCGACAGAGUUAAAACCCGAGCUUUCUGCUGAUCCAUAACAUAGUUAACAAGCGGAGAACACGCAUGCAAAAUUGCGCCACGAAAUUUUCAGACUAUUAGGGCACCAUUUCCAAACUACGCUUGAAGUAAUACCUAACUAAAAGGUGCUUUUCAGUUCACAUAUGCUAGCUAGGCCCAACGCACGUACAUAAAGAUGUUUCAACAGAUGAAAUAUGCCAGCAGCUGAUAGAGUGGAUAGAGCUCAAUAAUGGAAAAAUCUCAAGUGAUUGAACCGUAGCAUAAGUACAAGAAUUCACAGGAUAUUUUAGAAAUGCUAACUAUACUCCAUAGGUUUUCAGGAUGGGUUUUGCUCUCACUCCAAACCACCCCCCCCCCC
Molecule: messenger RNA, 4203 nt
Organism: Rhopilema esculentum
Lineage: Eukaryota; Metazoa; Cnidaria; Scyphozoa; Rhizostomeae; Rhizostomatidae
Product: BMP-binding endothelial regulator protein
Cellular component (GO): extracellular region
Molecular function (GO): protein binding
Source: RefSeq, a predicted model, not a curated record